AUGUACCCCGCAAACCGCACUCUUAAGGAUGACAUAUUCGAAUGGCACUGCACACUACGAGGGCCUGCAGGAACUGAAUUCGAUGGCGGCCUUUAUCACUUUCGUAUCCUACUCCCAGCAGAAUAUCCAUUUCGACCUCCAUCCAUCAUGAUAUUGACUCCCAAUGGAAGAUUUGAACUGAACACCAAGAUUUGCAUUAGCUUUACAAGUUAUCAUGAGGAACUCUGGCAACCUGCAUGGGGAGUGCGAACAGCCAUUCUCGGUUUACAAGGCUUCUUUCCAUUAAAGGGGCAGGCGGCGGUUGGUGUUGGAUCUAUUGAGUACCCUGCGUCGGAAAGGAAAAGGUUGGCUGCUUUAUCGAGAGAGUGGACAUGCCCACAUUGCAAACAAUCGAAUCUUGAGUUACUACCCGACCCUCCUGCAUCUACGAGCGCCAGUAGUGAUCAACCGGUUGCAGAGGAUGCAGAUGUUGCGCCGACAACGGUUGCAGCCGCUGAAAUCGUCCCCCCUGCAGAGAUUGAACCCGCUCCGAAAGGGUCUGCCGCCCCUCUUCCUGAACAGGCCGACGGAUCAAAGGAAGCUGAUCAAUCGACGAUGACCGAGCCACGGCUCACAGUUGCUGAAGAAAAUGACAUGCGAGCGAUGGCCCAGGCAUUACAUGACAAAUUAAACAAACUGCAGAGUAGGGAGGCCGUACGAGAGGCCGAGACACUGCGAAACCUGUCUUCCAGACCGCAGCAAGCUCACGUCGUCCGAAACGAACCUGCAGCAUCGGAGUCGCCGCGUGUGGCGUCGAGUGUCUCGACACCUGCUACGCCCAGCGGACCGACAGCAACACACAAUCCCUCCUCCUCCCCCUCCACACUCAAGCCCCAUGUAUCCAUGCCCCGCAGGAACUCUCUGCGCCUUCCAAACCAGCCCCCCUCGACGCCAAUUCCACCGUCUCUCAGGCAGUCGCCCUAUCUCAACGCACCCAUCUUCAAGCGCGAGAUCUCGUCGCCAAAUUUUCCUACUGAAGAGGAUGAGAAAUGGCUGCAGGACACCAUUCCCAUCCCCUCCACAAGCAACGAUCCCGCCCACAGUCCAGGUAGUGCUAAGGCUCAUUCAGACAGACGAGGGAGCGUUAAUCAGCCCAACUCAAGACACUUCGCAGUCCCUGGUGUGGCCGUCACGUCACCGUACCUCGAAGUUCCCUCGUCGCCGUAUAUGCCCAGCAGCAGGCCCAAGGCACAGACGGACAAAUAUCUCGCCCAUUCCCUCGCGCCUCCGCCGACCUAUGAUAUCUGCCCAUUAACCAGCACGGGCAGCGCCCCUAAACCCGCCCCUUUGAACCAGACUCAGUCAGAGUCCAGUGUCUCACGUCUAUCAACCAGUUCGAACCAAAGUUACUUCCCUCGUGUACCUCCCAUGAGGUAG
Messenger RNA from Psilocybe cubensis, 1416 nucleotides. RefSeq lists its product as uncharacterized. The transcript is spliced from 7 exons. The record is from RefSeq and is a predicted model, not a curated record. NCBI's taxonomy places the organism in Eukaryota, Fungi, Basidiomycota, Agaricomycetes, Agaricales, Agrocybaceae. Bases 1 to 1416 code for a protein of 471 amino acids.